This is a messenger RNA of Panicum virgatum (switchgrass), 3734 nucleotides long. RefSeq lists its product as uncharacterized. The record is from RefSeq and is a predicted model, not a curated record. The coding region runs from base 277 to 3405 and encodes 1042 amino acids. The transcript has 3 exons. Gene Ontology annotation, biological process: regulation of defense response to fungus. Lineage: Eukaryota; Viridiplantae; Streptophyta; Magnoliopsida; Poales; Poaceae.
UGAGGAGGCAGACCCGCUCGAGCUUGGCUCGUUGACAGCCCCUCCCCCCUCUGUUUUUUUCCCCUUUCCCUUCUCUCUGACUCUCCUCGCUUGGUCUUCAUUCCCUGGCGGCCACGACUGGGCGAGCGGCAGCGCCAGUCGCCACGUCCUCGCCCAGCCCUUUGCCGGCGACGAGCAUCCACCAGCAGGAUAUGUGUAACCUUCAUUGCUGAGGCAGAUUGACUGCUGUGCCUCUGCCUUCUCCAAGUGCCAGGGGCGCAAGGCAAGAUCACGGCCAUGGAACCUCAUAAGCUUCGCUUUGUUAGAUGCCCCAGAUGCAACCAGCUUCUUGUUGAAUACCCCUCCAUUCCAGUUUACAAGUGUGGUGGCUGCGGCACUGUUCUCAGAGCGAAAAAUCGAGCUGUGCCUGUAGCACAAGCUGGCUCGGGAUCCGAUCAGUGCAACAGCUUUCCAAAUAGCCUGCAAGGAUCCCCUCAGAGUAGCAAAUCAAUUUGCUCUGAUGAACAGAAAGCUGCCUCCACUGUUGAUCAGUCUCGUGAAGCCAUGGUUGAUGGAAGCGUGCCCUCCACUAUUGACAACAAUGACCCCUGCAAGGUUGCAAUUCCAAAACGAGCAAUUUCCGCAGCAAACACUUUAACCCAUGAUGAGGAUCUGAAUGAGGAAGCAGGCUCCCUAAUUGAUGGGAACAAGAAAAACUCAGAAGAGGAUAUGGUCAAGGAGAUACAUGACAAAGACAGUGGCGCUGACAGUAGCUCAAAUUUGACUGAAAAACUUGACACAAGUGAAAAUCCAAAUGGUGGUGAAGUAGAUGGUUUUGCCACUAGUGAUGUGAGUACACUGAAUGGGAAAGAAGUUGUUCACAAGGAGGAGAGGCUACAAUCAUAUGAAGGUAUGCAAGUUGAAUCACAUGAAGCCCUGAUUGAAGAGUUGGAGAGGUCUCUUUCAUUCAGUAGUGAUGAUGGAUACUUUUCGGAUGAAGCAGAAAACGUCGGGCUUAGUGACGCUUUACGCAAUCAGAUGGGUAGCCGCAGAUUUAUGCUAGGGGUCAAAGUGAAUGAUGCCUCCCGGAGUGAUCCACAUGGUCGGUUGAUUGAGGAACUAGAGAUGUCUUUCAGCGAUGCAGAAGAGCCAAUGGAGCAGCAUGCUGUUCUUGUAGAGAGAGUUCAUGGAAAUGUGCAUGAUAUGCAUCCACAGAACCUAGAUGCUGAAAGUGCACAUCCAUGUGAAGAAAGCCUCUCAUCAUUAGACGAUGGACAUCUCAAACACGAACAAACUUCUCAUCAAGAAAUCAGGCUAAUAGGUAAUGACAAUAAAGUAAAGGAAGAGUGCAAUACUGAAGAAAACAGUGCUGCCAACCAUGAAGCAGAGGACAUUGCAAAUAGUUCUAGUGAGAGUGCCAAGGAUUGGCAAUCCAUUGAUAUUGAAAUUGCAGAUCCAUGUGAAGUGAGCUCCUCUUUAUUUGUUGACAGCAAUAUAAAAGAUAAUUGUAAUGAUGCAAUGGAAGAGUGCCAUACGGAAGAUGACAGUACGGCCAACCGUGUUAAUGGGAAUGCACAUAGUAUGGUUGCAGAUGAGGACAUUGUAGAGGUAUCUCAUGAAAAUGGUAAGGAUCAGCAAUUCACAGAUGCUGAAAGUGCUCAUCCCUUUGAAGGAAGUGUGUCUUCGAUUGAUGAUGGGAAUGAAAAAAUUAAGCAAAGUUUUCAACAAAAUGACCUGAUAGCAGAUGUCACUCAAGAAACAGAAGAAGAGUGUUGCAUGGAAGAUGAAAACGUGAACAGCUAUGUUCAUGGUAUUGAGAAUCUGAUUAUUUCAAAAGACGACAUUUCAGAUAGACCAUGUGGUAAUGAAGGGCUAAUGGCAGAUUGUCGUUAUGGAGAAAAUAAAGAGAGCCAUAUGGAAAAUGAAAAUAUGGCUAACACUGUUGAUGCGAAUGAGAAUGUGGCAGCUGCAGAUGACCACAUUGCAGAGAGAGUUGAUAAUAAUGAAGCCCCUCUUCAUUCAGGUGAUAUGGCUAACACUGAUGGUAAGGAUCAGCAGUCCCUGGAAGCUGAAGGUACAGAUCUAGUUGAAGAAGUCCUCUCUUCACUUAACACCGGACAUAUCAAAUCUGAACAAUGUCUUCAACAAAAUGAGCUAAUAUCUGAUGGCUCUAAGGAAAAGGAAGAUGCUGAUAUGGUAGACAGCAAUGCAAGUGCAACUGUUGCCAGAAUUUCAAGCUGGUCAUACAAGAGGACGCAAAACAAAGUACCUAGCUUUAAUAAGAACAAAGAAGAGAUAUCCUAUGGAUAUAAAGCUAGUCAACUUCGCCAGGGACUGUCUCUUGAUUCUGAAGACUCCAAGUCAAUUCAAAACUUUAUCGAGUCGCAAAUUGAUGGCACCUCAAGUUCUCAUUCAAGUGGGUCUCCAAGUCAAGGGGUUUUGGUCCACAGGACAUCAACCAAAUUCAAUAAUAUUGUUAGACAUGAGCGCCUCAAAAAGAUGGAUGAACUAAGAGAUCAGCUAAGUAGGCUUUCUAGUGAGAAAAUCUCAGAGAAAAGUUAUCAGAAGAGAGACCCGGACCCGGAGUACCAGCAACAAUCCAAUAGCUGCGAUGUUGAACAGCAUCUCCCAAGCGUUGAUGGGGAUUCCAUUCGAAGCUCCCAUGCUCUAGAAUCCUAUUAUGGUCAUGGAAGGCCACCAAGGUACCAACCAUCCAAUUCUUUCUCACCAACCCAUACAUACCCACACUGUCAUUUUGGACACACCCAAACACGCAUACCUCACAGCUAUGACCCGUGGGAGUUCAAUUCAUAUUAUCAAUCCUCAUAUGCGGAAAGCACAAUUCUUGACUACGAGUCACUUAGAUCAAGCUACAAGGAGCACAAACGAGUGGUGAGAAAGCAUAUUUUGCGGCCUCUGUCAGGUGCUUCCCCAUACACUAUCUGCAACAGAUGUUUCAAUUUGGUUCAAAUGCCAUCAGAUGUCUACAUAUCAAAGGCCAAGAUUGGCAAAAUGCAGUGUGGUAAAUGCUCCAAGGUUCUUGCAGUAUCAUUUCCUUCAGUACAUCAGGCACAUGCAAAGAUCAGCGUGGAUGUGGUCCAACCAUCAUACAACCCUAAUUGCACAAUCCCAACGAAUGAGGAUAUUACUUCUUAUUAUGCUGAGUGCCUAACAGGGGGUCCUGUUAGUAUCAGUGAAGAUUAUGAAGCAUCAUACACAAGAAGCUUGCCUACUCAAGCUGGAUCUAGUAGCCUUGCUGCCACACAAAGUGCCAAGAAGGUUUCUGACUCGGCACUUCAUCGACUCAUGGGGUAUGAUUCAGCAAGCCAGUUGUUACGUCAUAGCAGAGUGUUCGAUGAUGGCUAUGAGAGCUUUGAGUCAAUGGUGCCAGUUUCUACCAGAGUAUCCAGAAGAAAGAACAAGUGAGGUCUUUCUCUGAAGUGUGUAACCUUUGGUCCCCUGCAAUUAGGAUGGGAGGGCCAAACAAUUUUGGGGUAUGUUUCAGCCGUACAAGUCUUUCUUAUGAUCAUGAAGACAAGUAGACACCUUGCCUGCAAAUAGUUUCAGAAGCUUUCCAGAGAACAUAAAGUUAUUUGAAGUAUUUUAGCCUUUCAAAUUCUUUAGUUGUGGUGUACAGACAUUACUUAUUCUUUCUGUAAAUUUUGCCCAUAUUUCACAUCCUACCAUUCGUAAAGAAAUAACUCCUACAUCUUGAAACAAGACUGGGAAAUGACAAUUCUAGAUAUUAGCUAGGU